AUGACGCAAGCUGCAUUGCAUCCUGAUGUGAAAGUUUCUGUUGCUGGAGCUAGGUUCUUCCUAGGUGCUGACAAAGAAAGACAAGAGAACUUUGAAGACGAUCUGUCCGAUGAAGAGGGUUUUGACAUGAACGCAUUGAAGCAUAGAAUGCAAGUGAACAAGAAGUCUUCCAAGAGAGGAAAGAAAUUGGAAAGUGCUCUCAAAACAAUCAAGAAGAAGAACAGUGCUAAAGGAUCCGCUACCUAUUUGAAUUUCUCAGCCAUUCACUUGCUUAGGGACCCUCAAGGUUUUGCAGAACAGCUUUUCGAUGGUCAUUUGAGUAGCAAAAAUGCUAAUAGAUAUGACUUGGAGCAAAAGAUUUUAUUCAUGAGUUUGAUAUCCAGAUUGAUUGGUACUCAUAAGUUGACAGUUUUGGGCAUUUACUCGUUCUUCUUGAAGUACUUGACGCCAAAGCAAAGAGAUGUGACAAAAAUUAUGGCAGCUGCUGCUCAGUCUUCUCACGAUUUGGUUCCACCCGAAUCUAUUUCCAUGGUUGUCCGCAAGAUUGCAGAUGAGUUCGUGAGUGAUGGUGUAGCAGCUGAGGUUGCUGCUGCCGGUAUCAAUACCAUUAGAGAAAUUUUGGCCAGAGCACCAUUGGCGAUUGAGCCGCCAUUGUUACACGACUUGACCGAGUUACAAGGGCUCUAA
Molecule: messenger RNA, 687 nt
Organism: Clavispora lusitaniae ATCC 42720
Lineage: Eukaryota; Fungi; Ascomycota; Pichiomycetes; Serinales; Metschnikowiaceae
Source: RefSeq, a predicted model, not a curated record